Molecule: messenger RNA, 1072 nt
Organism: Carya illinoinensis
Lineage: Eukaryota; Viridiplantae; Streptophyta; Magnoliopsida; Fagales; Juglandaceae
Exons: 1
Coding region: 137-862 (241 amino acids)
Source: RefSeq, a predicted model, not a curated record
UCUAUAUAUAUAUAUAUAUGAGAAAGCUUGAAACUACAACCUAAAUCUGUUUCAUAUUCUUUAAAGCUUAAACUCCUUUCCCACCCACAUAUUCCUUUUCCAAAGUCCUCCCUCUUCUGCCAGAGCAGAUAUCAAAAUGGAUCUAACUGAGUACUACAAACCACAAACCCUGACUCAGUUUAUAAGCAUGCAGUUUCUAAAGAAGGUGACACAGUUGGUACUCUCAGUUUCUGUGUUUUCUUUCUUCUUUUCUCACUCAUCCUCGCUUUCUUUCCCCCAGUCUUUCGACUUCUUAUCCGCAUUCCCUUUCCAACUAUUUGGCCACACUGUUGAUAAAAACUGCAUAUUCCUCAUUUGCAAUGGGCUCCUGGUUUUCCUUUCAAAAUACUCCGGUCUAAUAAGUUCUCUGCCACGGUCUAAUCACGACGAGGAAUCCAUCACAAGUGUUGAUCUUGGUCUGCAACCCGACUCGUCUACAUUAGAGACCAAUGAGGCAACGUUGGAGAACAAGGUUAUGGUAGAAACCGUCGGUUCUGCAGAGAAUGUUGCCCUGAAACAAAGGAGAGAAAUAGACUAUUUGAUCAAAGAUGUGAAAAAGGAAACUGAAAAUACAGCUGUGGAGGAAGGAGAAAACAGGUUUUUUAUUUCAGAAGAAGAAGAAGAAGGUGUAGUAUAUGUCUCAGAAGAUGAAAAGGAACAAAAUGAGUCAGCAACUAGCUCAUUUAUCAAUAAAGAAGAAGAAGAAAACGAAGGAAAUGAGAAGUUGAGUAUAGAAGAACUAAACAAGAAGUUCGACGAUUUUAUUAGAAGGAUGAAGGAAGAAAUAAGAAUUGAAGCUCAACGACAACUAGUUAUGGUCUAGUGAUCCCCUUAAAUUAUUUUUUACUUAAAAAAUCAUGUGUGUCUCUAAUCCUGAUUGUGAAUUGUAAGUUCCAAUACUUGUUCACCCUUCUUCUGUUAGCUGUAUGUGAAUGUACUCUAGGAACUCUUGUCUGUUCUUCGUAAUUUUGUUAUCUGUGUACUUGUUUGUUGUUGUAAUAUGAAUAAACAGUCAGUGAAUAUUGUAUCUGUA